This is a messenger RNA of Medicago truncatula (barrel medic), 1053 nucleotides long. Its product is annotated as stress enhanced protein 2, chloroplastic. Gene Ontology annotation, biological process: cellular response to high light intensity. The transcript is spliced from 2 exons. Bases 208 to 792 code for a protein of 194 amino acids. NCBI's taxonomy places the organism in Eukaryota, Viridiplantae, Streptophyta, Magnoliopsida, Fabales, Fabaceae. The record is from RefSeq and is a predicted model, not a curated record.
AAGAAGGAACGUACAGGACCACAUAGUUUUGUCUGAUACCUGUGUGUGCUACGUAUCCAAUUUCUUCUCCGCAACUGCUACCACGUUACUACGACUAAUACUGUGACUUUUUUUGGUAAUAUUCAACCUUCAACGUUCAUUCAUUCCCUACAACUACCUCUUCUCAAGUCUCAAACUUACUUUCACUCACAAACAAAUUGAUUUUUCAUGGCAUCUGCAACCCGUGUGACUAACUGCGACCUCCGGCCACCAAAAGUAUCAUCGUCUCGUUCCCGCCCCAGAAAAGCCGUUCCUGUUCAAUUUUCCAUCCCCGAACCAGAAAGCGCUAACACAAACAUCGUACUACAGCCGCGGCUAUGCACUCUCAGAUCAUACGGUUCCGAUCCAGUCGGCGCCGUAAUCAAGACUCGUAAAGAAGAAGAAGACAUGCAAGUUACAGAUGACGUGUCCUCCUUCUUCGCCACUCUUUCCGAAUAUAUCGAGAGUUCUAAGAAAAGCCAGGAUUUCGAAAUCAUCUCCGGCCGCCUUGCCAUGAUGGUGUUUGCAGCUACAGUGACGGUGGAGUUGGUGACGGGGAAUUCUGUGUUCAGGAAAAUGGAUAUUGCAGGGAUAACGGAGGCGGGUGGGAUUUGUUUUGGUGCGGUUACUUUGGCGGCAAUGUUUGCUUGGUUCUCAAGUGCUCGUACCAGAGUGGAUCGAAUCUUCACAGUCAGCUACAACUCCUUCAUUGAUUUGCUAAUUGAUCAAAUCAUUGACGGUUUGUUCUAUGAUGAUAGCGAGGGUGAACUCUGAUUCAUCAUGGUUUGAUUUAUACAUAUCUAUACGUGUAUAUGUAUAUCUAGGCUAUAGUAUAUAGGAUAGAACAGAAAAAAUUAUCAUGUUGCUAGUAUAAACAUGAAUGAUCAUUUUGUAGAAUACUAAUAAUGAAUGAUACGCGAAUUUAAUAUUGAUUUUGGUGUUGCUCAAUCUCCUUUGAGCAUGUUCAUAGAUUGUAAGAUGGGUGGUUAGUGGCUAUAAUCAUAUUUUGAGUUCAAAGAAAUUUUCAUUAUUCAA